UCACAGCGGCCACAGGAUUGUUGGACACUGAUAGGUUGAUGAUGAAGAUAGGCGGGCCUUUUACAUCACCUUACAGACCAAAUAAGUAAAUGAGUACAUCACAGUGGAAUCCAACCGACAAAACACUGAGGGAAAAAGUUACUGUCAGUGAGACAGACUAGUUUCAUGUGUGUAGACCAUCCAGAGCGGUCUGUGAAAAAAUAAUCAUUGAUUUAGGAUAUAUUUAUACUGAAGAGUCUAAUUACCAGUGAUUAUAAGUGGAUCUAGUUGAGAAUCAUGCUGGGUAUGAAUACAGCAUACGCGAGGCCAGGAAGUAGGAGGCGGCAAGGAAAAAGUGAAGGGGCAAAAGAGAGCGUAAAGGACAAGCAACGGGAUAGCUAUGUUAAAAUUAUCAAACACUUUCUCAGGCAUCCAUUUCACUCAGGAGAGAAAAGUAGGCAGGAGAAGCCACAUGAAAGUCAGAAAAUGCCAACGAAGAAUGAUGAGGAGAUGCAAGAUCAGGAAAUUGAAGUCACGACUUUGGUCAGGAAAGGAGAGAAGUGCAAUCCUGGUGAUUUUGAAUUACUUAAAGUUUUAGGCCAGGGCUCAUUUGGAAAGGUGUUUUUGGUAAGAAAAAUCAGUGGCCAUGAUGCAGGCACCCUGUAUGCCAUGAAAGUGCUAAAGAAAGCUACUCUCAAAGUGAGAGACAGGGUAAGAACAAAGAUGGAAAGGGAUAUACUGGCAGAUGUUGAUCAUCCAUUUAUUGUAAAACUCCACUACGCAUUUCAAACAGAAGGGAAACUGUACUUAAUAUUGGAAUUCCUGCGAGGAGGCGAUUUGUUCACUAGAUUAUCUAAAGAGGUAAUGUUCACAGAAGAAGAUGUCAAGUUUUACCUGGCAGAAUUGGCACUUUCUCUAAAUCAUUUGCACCAAGUAGGAAUAAUCUAUAGGGAUCUGAAACCAGAGAAUGUGCUGCUUGAUGCCGAUGGUCAUGUCAAACUGACAGACUUUGGUCUAAGUAAGGAGUCCAUCUUUGAGGAGAAGAAGACGUACUCAUUUUGUGGCACUGUGGAGUAUAUGGCUCCUGAGGUGGUCAACAGGAGAGGGCAUGGUACAGCUGCUGAUUGGUGGUCUUAUGGAGUACUUAUGUUUGAGAUGUUGACAGGACAGCUACCAUUCCAGGGACAGAAUAGAAAAGACACCAUGACUCAGAUUUUGAAAGCUAAAUUGGGCAUGCCACAAUUCUUGAGUCCAGAAGCACAAAGUUUACUCAGGGCACUUUUCAAGAGAAACCCAGCCAACAGAUUAGGCUCUGGGGACGAUGGGAUUGAAGAUAUAAAGAAACAUCCAUUCUUUUCCACAAUUUCGUGGGAAAAACUUGUAAAGCGGGAAAUAAACCCACCUUUUAAACCUGCUGUGACUAAAGCUGAUGAUGCCUAUUAUUUUGAUACAGAGUUCACAUCUAAAACACCAAAAGAUUCUCCAGGUGUGCCUCCCAGUGCCACUGCCCAUGAGUUGUUUAGGGGAUUCAGUUACAUAGCUCCCAGACUUAUUGAGGAGACUGUGAUGGAGGAGCAGAACCCUAAACCAGAGCCAGCAAAGACCACCAGGAAGACCAUUUUGAGGGGAGUAAAUACAAAGUCAUUCAGUGAAGAAUAUGAAUUAAAAGAGGAAAUUGGUGUAGGUUCCUAUUCAUUAUGCAAGCGAUGUGUGCACAAGUUAUCAGGACAGUCUUAUGCAGUCAAGAUUAUUGACAAAGAAAAGAGGGAUCCAUCAGAAGAAGUGGAGAUUUUGCUGAGAUAUGGCAGUCAUCCUAACAUUGUCACUCUGAGAGAUGUGUAUGACAAUGGGAACAAAGUGUACCUGGUAACAGAGCUAAUGAAGGGCGGGGAGCUGCUAGACAAGAUCUACAGGCAGAAGUUUUUCUCCGAGCGUGAAGCCAGUGCUGUGCUGCAGGUGGUGGCUAGAACUGUGGACCACCUCCAUAAGAGUGGGGUUGUCCACCGUGACCUCAAGCCCUCAAACAUCCUCUAUGCAGACGACAGCGGAGACCCAGAACAAAUACGCAUCUGUGAUUUUGGCUUUGCUAAGCAGCUGCGAGCAGACAACGGUUUGUUGAUGACCCCAUGCUACACGGCCAACUUUGUUGCUCCUGAAGUGUUGAAAAAGCAAGGAUAUGAUGAAGCCUGUGAUAUAUGGAGUAUGGGCGUGCUGUUGUACACAAUGCUUGCUGGGUAUACUCCAUUUGCCACCGGGCCAAAUGAUACGCCAAAUGAUAUUUUGGCAAGAAUUGGAGAAGGCAAAAUAUCCCUGACUGGGGGCAACUGGGAUUCGGUGUCUGUUGCUGCAAAAGAUUUGGUAAAACACAUGCUUCACCUGAAUCCACGCCAGCGCUUUACAGCAGAGCAAGUGCUGAAUCAUCCUUGGGUAGCUAAACGGGAAAAUCUUCCACAGCUGAAGCUAACACAUCAAGAUGUCCAGUUGGUGAAGGGAGCCAUGAAGACCAUGUACCGUGCUUUGAACAACAGCCCCAAGCUAAUGUUGGAGCCAGUUGGGGCCUCUUCUCUUGCCCAGCGCCGGGGGAAGAAUAAACCACGUUUAAACUCUACUGAAGUAUAAAUACUCCACAGGCAAGUAUGUGGACUUGCAAUACACACUUCUUAGACCAUCAGUUGUAGAACAAAGUCUGAGUUGACAUGUGAGGCACUGUAGGAGACUGGAGAAUGAAGGACUGCUGGCCUUGUAUUAGGAUAUAUGCUUUAUAGAUUCUGUUAUCAAACACUAUGAUAACUUGUGCUGUGAUUUAGAGGGAGAUCAUUAUAGACUGUCAGUAAGGCUUGUAGACAUCCUUUAAAAGACAUUUGCAAGCUGAUCAACUUGUGCUUUCCAAUAUCCAAUCUGUGAAGGGCAAUGAUACUUGCUACAGCCAGUUGGAGAUGUUGGUCUGUGAUUGGAUAGACUGUUCAACAGAUUAAUGAAACUGACCAGUAGAAUCAAGUGUGUAAUUUUGGGAUCAACAGAUCUGUUGUUCCAGAAGGACACGACUCACCUGUUUUCUUUGCACAGCGAAAUAAAGACAUAAAAAUGAAUCUAGAUUUCACAAAGACUGAUUAUCUUUUAUUUUUCUCCCUGCACUAGUUUCUUUACAAAAAAUAUCUAUAUUGUAGUAUUUAGUCAUUAAAUUGUCAAAAUUAUUAAUUGAUAUGAAUUGAUGAUUGUGGGGUUCACACAUCAUGUAGUGCUUUAAUUUUGAAUAAAUUUGAAUUGCUAUGAAGUAUUAACUAACCAUAUAAUCAUUGAUAUUAAGGGAAUGAAUUUUUUUAAAAUCAAUUAUUGAAAAAAUCCUAUAUUAGUCUAGUAUGGUCACAGUGACAUUUUUUAACACGAGAAUUGUAUCAACUAAUGGAAAUGCUGCAUAAUUCAGUGGAGCCUUAAUUAUAACAGUAUCGAAGUGCUCUUUUUGGUUUAUGUUGUAAGGGAUUAGAUGCAUGUUUUGAAGAAGAGAACUACAAAGUACAUUUACUUGACCUCAUAAUAACAAUGUUGUUAUUACAUAUAAAGGUAAUAAUAGUACAUUUCCUGUACUUGCCCCUUAUUGUACUCUAUUAGGCUGCAAUUGAGAUAUACCUAUAAAGACAUUGUACAAAUGAUGUACAUAAUAUUGAAAUUAUAGCCAGUUGAUACUUCAGUCAGGAGAUACAUAUAUCUAUUUGCAUUUUGAAUAAUAAACAUUACAGCACUGUCAUAAUGACAAAAUGUUGUGCCUUUGUACUGCUAUGUGAGGUUGGGCCGAGCUCAAGAGGGAGUCUUCGUAGACUGGUAACUUAGGAUGCUUCUUACUUAUUCAAUUUAGCAGUAACAGAAGAUAAAACCUUUGUGUGUAACACUGAGUUAGUCUCUUUUUGCAGAAGUAUAUGUUUGUAAAAUGUUAUAAAAUUGAUUUGUUGUCUUGUUAUAUAGCUGUAUAUUGAGUACAAUUUUUCUCGAAAGUUGUAAGAUCUUAUUAUUAUCAUCAUUAUUAUUAAUUUUUUGACAACCUAUUUUUUUGUACUGGAGCUUCCACUUUGUUUUUCAUAUCUAAGAAGCCAGUAUAAAGAUAGAAGCUGGAAAUGUUGCCAACUAGUUUUACUUUUUUGAAAUUUGGAAAAUUUGCCAAAACAUUACAUGUUAUAUAUGUGUAUGUUAACAACCUUUCUUCUUUAUUGACCAAGCUUUUUUGUCUUACCAUAACUGCCAGUUAUAGUGUGUGCAUUAAAUAAAAAAAAAAGGAAGAAAAUAAAAACAGCUGCAAUUUAGAAGUAAAAAUAUUGUUAUUACAGUGUUCAUUUAACUUCAUUUUCAACUUGCACAUUUCACUGCCAAAACGUUUUUUCCAGAGAUUUGAGAGAGUAAAUGCCCAAGACAGUUGAAAGUCUGAAUCUUUAUCAUACGGUAUCUUUUACAAAAUGCAUCAGCACCAUACUAUUUGAGUUUAAGAUUUUGAAACAUGUUGGUUGAUAUUGAGCUAAGAUGAAGUUGUGAACAAUUGGACAGAAGCGUAUUACAAGGAACACAGGAUCUAUAGAUAUUACAUUUUGAGUUUUUUUCAUCAUGUCACCCUGUUAAGUAUGAUGGAGAUCUCCUAUAAGUCGUUAUACCAUAGAUCUGGCAUCAGUGCUGUUUAAGCAAUAAUUCCUCUACAUUAACCUCUUAAAGAUUAAUAGACUAUUGUUUGUAUAUACCUAUAUCACCACUUCAUUUCACACCCUUUGUAUCUUAGCAUGGUGUAAUGAAAUAUAGAAUAUAGCAUUCAAAGUAUGUAGAUAUGUAGUUCAUUAUAUAUAUAUUCUGUAUCUAUUGCUCUAUGGCAGAGGUGCUUGGGGAAGCAAUAGCCUGGUGUAUGCUUUUUGUCCUUUCUAGAAUGUACACAUAUUUACUACUCCUACUUCUACUAUUAAACACAUUUAUGUCUACAGAAAGAUUCAGAAUAAACUAUAUUUUCAUUUCAGAAUUUUGUUUU
Molecule: messenger RNA, 4978 nt
Organism: Lingula anatina
Lineage: Eukaryota; Metazoa; Brachiopoda; Lingulata; Lingulida; Lingulidae
Product: ribosomal protein S6 kinase 2 beta
Biological process (GO): protein phosphorylation; intracellular signal transduction
Molecular function (GO): protein serine/threonine kinase activity; ATP binding; magnesium ion binding
Source: RefSeq, a predicted model, not a curated record